Messenger RNA from Cynara cardunculus var. scolymus (artichoke), 1470 nucleotides. RefSeq lists its product as uncharacterized. NCBI's taxonomy places the organism in Eukaryota, Viridiplantae, Streptophyta, Magnoliopsida, Asterales, Asteraceae. The transcript has a single exon. The record is from RefSeq and is a predicted model, not a curated record. Gene Ontology annotation, molecular function: aspartic-type endopeptidase activity; nucleic acid binding; zinc ion binding. Gene Ontology annotation, biological process: proteolysis. Bases 1 to 1470 code for a protein of 489 amino acids.
AUGCUCAAGGAGGAGUACUGUCCAAGGAGUGAGAUCCAGAAACUAGAAGCAGAAUUGUGGAACCAUCAGAUGAAGGGAAAUGACGUGGACUCAUACACUGCACGUUUCCAUGAGUUAGCCAAAUUGGUGCCACAUUUGGUGACGCCCGAGGAGAACCGAGUUGAUCUAUACGUUUGGGGCUUGUCUCCUGUUAUCAGAGGGAAUGUGAAUUCGGCUGACCCGAAAACACUGCAAGAAGCAGUGAAAUUAGCGACAAGGCUCACCAACAAUGCAAACCGUUCGGGAGCAUUCACAAGUGACAAGGCGAGAGGAAAAAGGAUAAUGGAGGAACCUGCUAGAAGACAGUUUGAAAAAAGGAUGGGUAAGGAGCAGAAAGUAUUAGGAAACUAUGGAAUUCAGGCACCGGCGACCGAGAGAGGGAAAGGAUCAUACACAAAGUGUGACAAGUGCAACAAACAACACUUGGGGAGAUGUAUCACAUGUCAUAAGUGCAACAGGACAGGACAUGUUGCAAAGGAUUGCAGAAUCAGAGAAGGACGGGUUUAUUUUGAGUGUGGAAGCCCAAAUCAUAUCCGAAACACUUGUCCUAGAAGAAAUCAAAGGCCCUACACAAAUCAAGCACGACCAACCAAUCAAGGGAACCAAGGGGGUCAGGCACGAGGCCGAGUGUUUGAGAUUGGGGCAGAAGAAGCAAGGCAAAAUCCUGAUGUCGUCACAGGUACGUUUCUCCUAAACAGUAAUCUUGCAUCUGUACUUUUUGAUUCUGGAGCAGAUAGGAGUUUUGUAUCGCUAGAUUUUAGGCCAAAGAUAAACAUAAGACCCCAAAAGUUGAACGAAGUACAUAUAAUAGAAUAUGCUAGCGGACAGAAAGUUAGGUUCAAAGAUGUGAUCAAGAACAUCACUCUAAACUUGGUAGAAACGAAUUUUAGUAUUGACCUAAUCCCAAUCAAAAUAGGAAGUUUUGAUUUAGUCGUGGGUAUGGAUUGGUUGUCUGAAAACCGAGCUGAAAUUUGUUGUGCUGAAAAGAAGAUUCGUAUACCACUAUCAGAAGGAAGAAUACUCGAAGUACAUGGAGAGAAACCAAGGAGGGAUCUUAAAAUAGUGACAUAUAUGAAAAUGCGAAAUUACAUGAGGAAAAAUUGCGUUGUAUUCUUGGCACAUGUUGUGGAUAGGGAGAUCAAAGAGAAGCGUAUUCAGGAUCUCCCGAUAGUGCGAGAUUUUCCUGAGGUAUUUCCAGAUGAAUUACCUGGAUUACCCCGGCACAGACAAGUAGAGUUUCAUAUUGAUUUAGUUCCUGGAGCUGCACCCGUGGCAAAGUCGCCUUACCGAUUAGCACCAUCGGAGAUGCUGGAUUAUCAGAACAACUACAGGAGCUGCUCGAUAAAGGAUUCAUCAGACCUAGCUCUUCAUACUGGGAACUCCGGUUCUAUUCGUCAAAAAGAAGGAUGGAUCUUUCCGGAUGUGGAUUGA